GGUGAGGAUUACAAAUAUGAAUUUAAAUAAAAAUGAAUAUUAAAUCUAUUGUAUACCAUAAUAUAUUAUUGGGUCUAGUAGAAUAAUUCUGUACAUUUCUACACCUGUUUAUUUAUUUUGUUUUUAGACACUUGAUUUGCGUUUUACUCCAGUAAGUGAUCAUGAACUUGUUUGCUUUCAAAGAUUAACAACUUUGAAAAAUGUCCUUUUGGAAAGUCCUGAUUAUAUGAACCAUGAUAGUGACGCAACAAUUACUGAUUUGGGUUUGGCAGGAUUCUGUACUGCUACCUUUGAAUUCCAAUAUCCAUACAUUCAAAUUUUAAUCGAUAGACGUGGUGGAGUAAACCUAAGAAGAGUUCACGAAAGGAAUGAUAAUGUUGAUAGAUGCAGUAUUGAAACUUUAUAUGUCCGGAAUUAUCCAAAAGUAACUGAUGCAUUUUUGAAGACUGCCGUCAGAACUUGUCCAUUCCUGAAAUCAUUAGACGUCACUGGCUCACGUUGUACUCCAGCAGAAAUUGAAUAUUAUAGAGCAAACAGGCCUAGUACAAAAGUAAUAUGCUAAAAAGACUGAGAAAUAUGUUGACAUAUAGGGGUAAGAUAUUGUUUUGUGAGAACAUGUAGAGAGGUGAAAAUACAGUGAGAAAUGUUCAAUCCUUAUAUAUCUUGUGUUAUAUAUAACUCUUAUAACUAAUUCUACAGUGUAUUGAUAUUAAUAAACAAGUUUAAAUUAAAUUUUUUGAUGUUUUUAAAUUAAUUGAUUCUUUCUAUUUGUCAUCAUAUUACUUAUGACUUGCAAAAAGAUAUUUAAUUUAAAUAUAAAGUUUAGAAAAAUAAAUGUCUAUGUUUAAAAUA
Diuraphis noxia (Russian wheat aphid) is the source of this 852-nucleotide messenger RNA. RefSeq lists its product as uncharacterized. Lineage: Eukaryota; Metazoa; Arthropoda; Insecta; Hemiptera; Aphididae. The record is from RefSeq and is a predicted model, not a curated record. Gene Ontology annotation, biological process: SCF-dependent proteasomal ubiquitin-dependent protein catabolic process. Gene Ontology annotation, molecular function: protein binding. Gene Ontology annotation, cellular component: SCF ubiquitin ligase complex.